Messenger RNA from Acipenser ruthenus (sterlet), 10629 nucleotides. RefSeq names its product serine/threonine-protein kinase WNK3-like. Gene Ontology annotation, cellular component: cytosol; cytoplasm. Gene Ontology annotation, molecular function: chloride channel inhibitor activity; ATP binding; protein serine/threonine kinase activity. The coding region runs from base 667 to 10395 and encodes 3242 amino acids. The record is from RefSeq and is a predicted model, not a curated record. The transcript is spliced from 24 exons. Gene Ontology annotation, biological process: protein phosphorylation; positive regulation of potassium ion import across plasma membrane; positive regulation of sodium ion transmembrane transporter activity. NCBI's taxonomy places the organism in Eukaryota, Metazoa, Chordata, Actinopteri, Acipenseriformes, Acipenseridae.
AGGCCGGACCGCGAGCUCGCUCAGUUGUUCCGCGCGAGUCGCCGCUUCAGUCGGUGUGAGAGAGACGGAGUGAAAAAUAUAUUAAUAAAUAAAUAAAAUAAACAUAAAAUGAAACCAAUUCUCAAUAAAAAUGAGCUGCAAUAUCCCUCCGAGUGAUGAGCCACAUCGUAACAGAACUCCACUGGUUUUGGAAUUAACUAUCAAAAUGUGCGGCUAGUAUUACUGGAUACUGUAUUCAAAAAAAUAUAUAUAUAUUGAAAAAAAUAAAUAAAAAUGACCGUUUCUUCUGCUCAGACAAAACCCCGACACUGGCCGCUGUGAGAAAAAAUAAAUAAAUAAAAAAAAAAAAAGGAUUUACUUGAAGACAUCGCCGUAUCCAAUUAUAUUUCUCUCUCUCACUUUCUAGCGGAUCCAAAACCAGACAACGCAAAACACUAUAAAGAUACAUAUAUAUAUUUAUUAAAAAAAAAAAAAAUAAUAAUUCAUCGAUAUUUUCUAAUAGUUUUAAGGACUGAAAGUUUACACCCCAAGUUUACAACUUGCUGACAGGAUGUCGUGAGGGAGGAAAGGAGAGAGCGAGACAGUUGACUGGAGAAGGAGGAGGAGAAGAAGAGGGGGAGGUAGGCGACAAAACAGAGAGAGGGAGGAAAAGAGGAAGACUUUUUGAUGGCGACAGACGCGGGUGAACCAGCUGGCACCGAGGAAUCGGAAAAAACUGAUGGAGUGAGUGUGGAGAAGAGGAGGGUGCCGGAGAGAGAGGGGGGCAGCGACAGCAGCCCUGGGGGCAACAGGAACGGCGCUGGCCUGGGCAAAACCACGGCCGUGGUCCCUCUGACCGUUUCUACUGCGCUGGUCUCUGCUUCAAGCCCUCCAUCUUCCCCUUCCCUGAGAAUAAAUCAGCCUGCCUCCCGCGGCGGGAUGGACGCUAGCGACGCCGUGGGAGCGGGGGUCUCCAAGUCCGGCUCCUCUAGUGGCGGGAGGGAGAACAACAAGCGUUUCUUCCGCAAGAGCGUGGAGCUGUGCGAGGAAGAGGAGGAGGAGAGAGAAAUCGCUAAACGGGGCGGCACUCUCACAGAGAGCUCCGACAGCGUGUUUGCCAACAUCCCCGGAGCCCCGCUGUCUUCAACGCCACAGCCUGCAGUCCGGCAAACCGGCAUCUCCACCCCCGGUAAAGACCGACCGGCCAACACCACCGCCCCCGCCACUGCCGCAGCAGCUGCUGCCAUCGCCGCCGCGGCCAGAGUGAGGACGGAGAAGGAGCUGGAGGAGGAGGCGGAGAUGAAGGCAGUGGCCACCUCGCCCGGGGGCCGGUUUCUCAAGUUCGACAUCGAGCUGGGCAGGGGAGCCUUCAAGACCGUCUACAAGGGGCUGGACACUGACACCUGGGUGGAGGUGGCCUGGUGCGAGCUGCAGGACCGGAAGCUGACUAAGAUGGAGCAGCAGCGUUUCAAGGAGGAGGCGGAGAUGUUGAAGGGGCUCCAGCACCCCAAUAUCGUGCGUUUCUACGAUUCCUGGGAGUCCUCUCUGAAGGGGAAGAAGUGCAUCGUCCUGGUAACCGAGCUCAUGACCUCCGGCACCCUCAAAACGUACCUGAAACGCUUCAAGGUGAUGAAGCCCAAGGUCCUCCGGAGCUGGUGUAGGCAGAUCCUCAAGGGCCUUCACUUCCUGCACACGAGGACCCCUCCCAUCAUCCACCGGGACCUGAAGUGUGACAACAUCUUUAUCACCGGCCCCACGGGCUCCGUGAAGAUCGGCGACCUGGGACUGGCCACGCUCAUGAGGACCUCCUUCGCCAAGAGCGUGAUCGGCACCCCUGAGUUCAUGGCUCCAGAGAUGUACGAGGAGCACUAUGAUGAGUCUGUAGAUGUCUACGCCUUCGGCAUGUGUAUGCUGGAGAUGGCCACGUCGGAAUACCCCUACUCCGAGUGCCAGAACGCAGCCCAGAUCUACCGCAAGGUCACCAGCGGGAUCAAACCUGCCAGCUUCGAGAAGGUGAGCGACCCAGAGAUAAAGGAGAUCAUUGGGGGGUGCAUCCGGCAGAACAAAAGUGAAAGACUCUCUAUUAAGGACCUCCUGACCCACGCGUUCUUUGCCGAGGACACUGGGGUGCGUGUGGAGCUGGCGGAGGACGAUGAUGGGGUGAAGGACUCCCUCGCCCUGCGGAUCUGGGUGGAGGACCCCAAGAAGCUGAAAGGGAAGCACAAAGACAACGAGGCCAUCGAGUUCAGCUACGACCUGGAGAAUGACCUGCCAGAGGGUGUGACGCAGGAGAUGGUGAAAUCGGGCUUCUUCAACGAGAGCGACUCCAAGGUCGUCGCGAAGUCAAUCCGCGACCGGGUCACGCUGAUCAAGAAGUCCCGCGAGACGCGGCAGCUACUGCGCGGCUACGAGGAGCGUCGCGACUCCCAGACCCCCUCGCUAGGGGGCAGCAUGUCCACCUGCUCCCAGCUCAGCGGCCUGCUGCCCUCCCUCAGCCAGCCUGCAGGGGGCGUGGCGGCGGCACCAGUGACCGGAGGGACCCUGGGUGAUGAUGAGGAGCUCACUGAGGUGGACCAGCAUGUGAGGCAGCAGCAGCAGCAACAGCAACAGCAGCUUGGGCAGAGCUCCGCUUUCACAGGUGACGGUGUCGGGGAGAGCUGUGCCGGUCCUGCUGUAUUCUCGGACCCUGGUGCUGACCAGCUCCUCAGCGCACACCACCAGGUUCCCAGCAUGCAGCAGGCUGACCCGGGACUGCACCAGCAGUACCAGCAAGCCCAGCAACCACAGCCGGGCAGCUACCAGCAAGGCACUGCGCACCUCGAUGCCUCUCAGCAGUCUGGCGCGGUCCUGUCGGACUCUUCCACCGGCCCGGCUCCUGCUGCCUCCACCACAAACCCCGGCCCCUGCCUGAUGGCUCUCCCCCAGCCUCAGACACAGGCUUUCCGGGCUGGGUUGUGCCCCCAAGGAGGGGGCCCUGGACAGACGGCAGCAGCUGUCGCGGAUCCGAGCGAUUCCGCAGACCCUCGGGUUGUACCACAACAAAGUGUCCAGCAGCCGCAGCAUCAAACCCAAACAGCACAGGUCACCCGGCACCAGUCCGACUCCUUACAGAUUCAGCAGGCUUUAAUGCAGCAGCAGCAGCAGCAGCAGCAGCAGCAGGCUUUCUUGACUCAGCAACAGCAGUUGCAGUUGCAAGGAGGAAUGACCGAGACGCAAAUGCAGGCGCAUUCAGUGCAGCAGCAGCAACAGCUCUUAAUGCAGCAGCAGGUGGAUCCACAGGCUUUUCUAUCGCAGCAGCAGCAGCAUCAGCCGGGACAGCAAGCCGCGUCGAUGGGGCAAGCUGCACAGUUUCAGGCGGAGCAGCAUUAUUUACUACAGCUGGCUCAACUCUCCUCAACGCAGCAGCAAGCAGAGCGCACUCAGCAGGUUUACAUGCCGGUGCCUGUGUGCAACCCUCAACAGCAACGACAACAGCACCAGGCAGCAAGCGCGCAGGCACUGGCACAGCCAGCUGUGGUUCAGCAGGGCCAGUUGCCAGCGGCUGGAUUGACGCCACAAAAACAACCACAGUUACAGCAGCAACAGCCGGUCCAAGCUCAACAGGACCUGUUACUGCAGCAGCAACAACAGGCUCAGUUGCAGCAGCAGCAGCAGCAGCAGCAACAGGACCUGAUAAAACAGCAUCAGCAGGAACAGGCUCAAUUGCAGCAGCAGCAGCAAGCCCAGUUACAAUGUCAACAGCAGCAACAGCAACAAGCUGCUCAAGUUCAACAGGACCUGUUACUGGAUCAAUUACAGCAGCAGCAACAACAGCCGGUUCAAAUUCAGCAGGAUCUGUUACUACAGCAACAGGCUCAAUUGCAGCAGCAGUUAGAGGCUCAGCAACAGCAGCAGACCCAGUUACAAUCUCAACAGCAACAACAACAACAGCCACAGCCAGAUCAAGUUCAACAGGCUCAGCUACAGCAGCAGCAGCAACAGGCUCAAUUGCAGCAGCAGCAGCAACAGGCUCAAUUGCAGCAACAGGCUCAGCUUCAGCAGCAGGCUCUGUUACAGCAGCAGUUAGAGGCUCAGCUACAGGCUCAGCUACAGCAGCAGCAGCAACAGGCUCAAUUGCAGCAGCAGCAGCAACAGGCUCAAUUGCAGCAACAGGCUCAAUUGCAGCAACAGGCUCAAUUGCAGCAACAGGCUCAAUUGCAGCAGCAGGCUCUGUUACAGCAGCAGUUAGAGGCUCAGCAACAGCAGCAGACCCAGUUACAAUCUCAACAGCAACAGCAGCCACAGCCGGAUCAAGUUCAACAGGCUCAAUUGCAGCAGCAGGCUCUGUUACAGCAGCAGUUAGAGGCUCAGCUACAGGCUCAGCUACAGCAGCAGCAACAGGCUCAGCUACAGCAGCAGCAACAGGCUCAAUUGCAGCAGCAGGCUCAGCUUCAGCAGCAGACUCUGUUACAGCAACAGUUAGAGGCUCAGCAACAGGCUCAACUACAAAAACAGCCGGUUCAAAUUCAGCAGGAUCAAUUACAGCAGCAGCAGCAACAGGCUCAAUUGCAGCAACAGGCUCAAUUGCAGCAACAGGCUCAGCUACAGCAGCAGCAACAGGCUCAAUUGCAGCAGCAGGCUCAGCUACAGCAGCAGGCUCUGUUACAGCAGCAGUUAGAGGCUCAGCAACAGGCUCAGCUACAGCAACAGACCCCGUUACAAUCUCAACAGCAACAACAACAGCCACAGCUGGAUCAACAGGACCUAUUACAGCAGCAGCAACAGGCUCAGCUACAGCAGCAGCAGCAGACUCAGCUACAGCAGCAGCAACAACAGGCUCAGCUACAGCAGCAGCAGCAACAGGCUCAAUUGCAGCAGCAGCAGCAACAGGCUCAAUUGCAGCAGCAGCAGCAACAGGCUCAAUUGCAGCAACAGGCUCAGCUUCAGCAGCAGGCUCAGCUUCAGCAGCAGGCUCAGCUUCAGCAGCAGGCUCUGUUACAGCAGCAGUUAGAGGCUCAACAGCCGGAUCAACAGGACCUAUUACAGCAGCAGCAACAACAGGCUCAGCUACAGCAGCAGCAGCAGCAACAGGCUCAAUUGCAGCAGCAGCAACAGGCUCAAUUGCAGCAACAGGCUCAGCUUCAGCAGCAGUUAGAGGCUCAGCAACAGCAGCAGACCCAGUUACAAUCUCAACAGCAACAACAACAACAGCCACAGCCAGAUCAAGUUCAACAGGCUCAGCUACAGCAGCAGCAGCAGCAACAGGCUCAAUUGCAGCAACAGGCUCAGCUUCAGCAGCAGUUAGAGGCUCAGCUACAGCAGCAGACCCAGUUACAAUCUCAACAACAACAACAGCCACAGCUGGAUCAACAGGACCUAUUACAGCAGCAGCAACAACAGGCUCAGCUACAGCAGCAGCAGCAACAGGCUCAGCUACAGCAGCAGCAGCAACAGGCUCAGCUACAGCAGCAGCAGCAACAGGCUCAGCUACAGCAGCAGCAGCAACAGGCUCAAUUGCAGCAGCAGCAACAGCAACAGGCUCAGCUACAGCAACAGGCUCAAUUGCAGCAGCAGACUCUGUUACAGCAACAGUUAGAGGCUCAGCAACAGGCUCAGCUACAAAAACAGCCGGUUCAAAUUCAGCAGGAUCUAUUACUACAGCAGCAGCAACAGGCUCAGCUACAGCAGCAGCAACAUGCUCAAUUGCAGCUACAGCAGCAGCAACAGGCUCAGCUACAGCAGCAGCAACAGGCUCAAUUGCAGCAACAGCAACAGGCUCAGCUACAGCAACAGGCUCAAUUGCAGCAGCAGGCUCAGCUACAGCAGCAACAGCAGGCUCUGUUACAGCAACAGACCCAGUUACAAUCUCAACAGCAACAACAACAACAGCCACAGUCGGAUCAACAGGACCUAUUACAGCAGCAGCAACAGGCUCAGCUACAGCAACAACAGGCUCAAUUGCAGCAACAGGCUCAAUUGCAGCAGCAGGCUCUGUUACAGCAACAGUUAGAGGCUCAGCAGCAGGCUCAGCUACAAAAACAGCCGGUUCAAAUUCAGCAGGAUCUAUUACUACAGCAGCAGCAGCAACAACAACAGGCUCAGCUACAGCAACAGCAACAGACUCAGCUACAGCAACAGCCGGUUCAAAUUCAGCAGGCUCAAUUGCAGCAGCAGCAGCAACAGCUACAGGGUCAGCAACAAGCCCAGUUACAGCAACAAAAACAACACACACAACAACACACACAACAACAGCCGGUUCAAAUUCAGCAGGACCUGUUACUGCAGCAGCAACAACAGGAUCAAUUACAGCAGCAUCAGCAACAGCCGGUUCAAAUUCAGCAGGAUCUGUUACUACAGCAACAGCAACAGGCUCAGCUACAGCAGCAGCAACAUUUACAGGGUCAGCAACAAGCCCAGUUACAGCAACAAAAACAACACACACAACAACACACACAACAACACACACAACAACAGCCGGUUCAAAUUCAGCAGGACCUGUUACUGCAGCAGCAACAACAGGAUCAAUUACAGCAGCAGUUAGAGGCUCAGCAACAGCAGCAGACCCAGUUACAAUCUCAACAGCAACAACAACAACAGCCACAGCCGGAUCAACAGGACCUAUUACAGCAGCAGCAACAACAGGCUCAAUUGCAGCAGCAGCAGCAACAGGCUCAAUUGCAGCAGCAGCAACAGGCUCAAUUGCAGCAACAGGCUCAAUUGCAGCAGCAGGCUCUGUUACAGCAGCAGUUAGAGGCUCAGCUACAGCAACAGACCCAGUUACAAUCUCAACAACAACAACAGCCACAGCCGGAUCAACAGGACCUAUUGCAGCAGCAGCAACAGCAACAGAAGCAACAGCCUGCCCAUGUCCCUCCGCAGUACCACAUUCAGCUACAGCAUCCUGUGACUGUCCCUCUGUACAGCCAAGUGGUGGCAGGGGUCCCCGCACAGUCCAUGCCAACGGCUGCAGCAGCUCAGCCCUGCCUGGGCAACACAGCAGCCAGGCCACCCGGACAGCAGGCAGCUGAGAGCCAGCGGUCGGGGGCCCAGGUUUAUUCCCGUAGCAGUUCCUCCACGUUCCCUGAUUUCCCCGGCCCCUCUAGCUCUCACCCCGUCCUGCCCGCUCCCUACCCGGGGGGUGGCUCCGAGGCUGCCCUGUCUUCUCUGCCGCAGUCUGUGGAUCAACAGGAGCCCCCGGUCCCCACUCCCAGCGCUGGAGCCACCCCCGCAGAUAGCACUCGAGUUCAGGAACUACAGGCGAAGUCUCAGCACACGAGCAGAAAAAGUUUUCAGCAGUCGGUACAAAAGCAAGACUCUGUCCCCGGAGGCCCUCUGGAUGUGCAGAACGCUGCAACGGUGGAGGAGGGGGCUGGGGGGAACGGCAAGCGAGACAAACCCAAACCCCAGAGGAGAACAUCCUGCCAGAGAGCGGACAAGAACACCCGCUUCCAACUCACCAUGCUGCAGGUCUCCUCGAGUGGAGACAACAUGGUGGAGUGCCAGCUGGAGACCCACAAUAACAAGAUGGUGACCUUCAAGUUUGACACGGACGGAGACGCACCCGAGGACAUUGCAGAGUACAUGGUGGAGGAGGACUUUGUGCUGGACCUGGAGAAGGAGAAGUUUGUGGAGGAUCUGCGGUGCAUCGUGGGUCGAGCCCUGGAGAUCCUGCAGACCGGAUCGAUGGAUCAGAUCAACACCCCUCCCCCACCUCCACUGGAUUCCUCCCAGUCCUCCCCAGUAGGUCGCUGGCGGUUCUUCAUCAACCAGACCAUCAGACACCGCGAGUCCCAGUCUGGCCAGGGCGCCCCCCUGACCCCUGCUGGAGACUCUGCAGAACUGCAGCCUAAAGAUGAUGACACUGCUGCAGCUGAAGAGGGCUGGCAGACACCCGCGCAGCCUCUACCUGGCUCUGCACUGCUCCCAGACCCCUCCUCUUCCACGACCGCCGUGCCAGCUGCUGAAUCUACUGUGGGGGGGGUCUUGCAGGCUGGGGUGGGGGGUCCCCAAACCCGUGCCGCUGCGAUCGAAGGAGAGGAACCAACGAGCGCAACAGCAGCGCCUCAACAAAGCACCGCAGAAGAACGAGCCCCGAUCCCAGAGGACCCAUCGUCCGCGCCCGAACGACAAGAACCGGAGCGCAGCGCCACCCAGCAGCCUGGCGUUCAGCCCCUCGCCCUGACCCCCCUGGGGACCCCCCAGAACCAGGGCGGGACCCCAGCCUCCAACCCCAGCCCGGCCCAGCCCUCCUCGGUGCCGGAGUCGGACGGGGAGGGCCCCCCAAAGAUGGACUUCGUGGACAACCGCAUCAAGACUCUGGACGAGAAGCUGCGGACCCUGCUGUACCCGGAGCACAGCGGGACAGGGGCCCCUGUGGCCCCCCUGACAGCCUCGGAGGAGGGACCUGCGGGGGAGGAGGCCGCUGCAGGAGUGGAGACCCCCCCGGACUCCAAGCCUUCCUCCUCCUCCUCCUCCUCUUCCAGGUCAUCCUCCUGCUCGGAUCUCGCCGCGGUCAGCGCCAGUCAGGGGUCGGAGGUCACCGAGGUCACGCAGUUGUCCGGGGGCGGGGGCGGGGGGGCAGUGUUUCAGGUUCCUGCCCCCGCGGGGAGGGAAGGGGUAGGUCUCGCUUGCCCCUCCCAGCCUGCGGGGAAUCAGCUGCCCCCUCCCUGCUCUUUCUCCUGCCCCCUGUUUGGUCGAGACGGCCCCUCUGCUGCGGUCCGGACUCUGCCCGUUGAGCCGGCCGUGUUUGCGAUCCUCCCCCACUCUGAAGCCUCUUCCCCUGCAGACCCAGGGCAGGGAGCCCUCCGAGCCGGAGCUCACAAGCUGCAAGCAGGAGGUGGAUAUUUUGGCCUAAGCUUUACUUGUCCUAGUCUCAGAAACGCUGUUAGCAAGAAAUCGUGGACUCGCAAAUUGAAAAGCUGGGCGUUCAAGCUCCGGCACUCAAGCAGCCUUUUCAAGAGGUCAAGAGCCCGCCAAGAGGGCAGUUUGAGCCACGCUGGUGAACUGUUUGAAUCCACUUCCAUUGUGGAGCGCAGUGAGGGGCCCGACACUGACCCCAGCCAGGCCAGCGAGGGGCCGCAGCAGAGGGGUCGCUUCCAGGUCAUGACUGUUCCUCAAGAAACCACACCCACUCCCCCAAGAACUGCAGAUGGGGGGUCCCCCGACCACAACGUGGGUUCGGAGGAGGAUGGCGGGUCCCCCGAACACAACGUGGGUUCGGAGGAGACUGGGGGGUCCCUCGUAUUCACUGGGGACUCGUCGGAGCAGGAGAAGACAGUGGGCCGGUUCUCAGUGAGGCGAGCCUUGGGACACCAACAGCAGAACCUGGGUCCCAGCCCCCAGCUCCCCGGAGAGACAGACAGCUCCUCCGUCACCCCAGAGCAAGGCUCCGAGUCCAGAUCCCCCUCCUCCUCCUCCUCCUCCUCCUCUUCCUCCUCGCAGUCGGGGGGCUGGGCCAGCCCAGUGCAGCCCAGCACAGACAGGGGGAGCCCCCCUAGGGCCUGCCCCCCCCAGCAGGAGCAGGGAACCUCCUCCUCCUCCCUGAGCAGUGACGAGGAGUCCGAUGAUCUGAGGAGGGAGCUGCACACGCUCAGAGAGAAGCACAUCCAGGAGGUCGUGACUCUCCAAGCCCAGCAGAACCGGGAGCUGCAGCAGCUGUACGUGCAGCUCCGCCAGCUGAAGGGGUGCAAGGACCCCCCGGCGCCCCACGGGCUGCCCUCGCAGUGCCUGUCUCCCCGCCGGACACGCUCCACCAAGGGGAAGCUACGCAGCCGCCCCCAGAAAGACAACGGGAUCCUGAACAACACUGGUGUUCAGCCGAUCUGCUGCCUCUCUGGUCCCUCCUCCUGUCUGCUCAGCCCCACCUCCUCGCUCUUCGAUUCCCACAUGAACGUCCAGGAGCCCCUGCAGAGCCAGGUGGUCACAGAGCAAGGUCCUGUGAUGUGCAGCAAUGCCAACGCCUGCCAGCAGGGCUCAGCCAAUAAGAAGGGCACGUUCACGGAUGAGCUGCACAAGCUGGUUGAUGAUUGGACGAAGGAGACGGUGGGCACCGCCCACACGAAGCCCAGCCUGAACCAGAUCAAGCAGAUUCAACAGAAGCAGGAGAUCGGUACCUGGAGCAAGCCUCCCGAGGGGUCUCCAGUUGGGUGGUUCUCGUCGGUGACUCCGGUCCACAGCGAGACGAUCCCGGGCCCAGUCCCAGUCCCUUCCAUCCCAGUCCAGACUGGUACCCCCCUCAUCCUCCUCCUGCUUCCAAGCAGCCCCUCCUGCUGUGGGCCCGGUGGGGGUGGUACCCUCGUACCCGGCUCCACACCCAUGUACCUACAACACAGGAAGUACCAGCUACCCAGCACAGCCCUGGACAGGAAGCCCAGCUGUCUCCUCCACACAGACGACUGCCAGCCAGAUCCCCUCCACUGGGAACGGGAUACAAACUAGGGUGCAGCCAGGACACAAAUAGGGGAGAGAGGAGAGAGGGGAGAGAGGGGAGAGGGGAGAGGAGAGAGAGAGGGGAGAGAGAGGGGAGAGGAGAGAGAGAGGGGAGAGAGAGGGGAGAGCGGGAAGAGAGGGGAGGGGAGAGAGGAGAUAGUGGAGAGGGGAGAGCAGGAAGAGAGGGGAGAGGGCAGGAAGGAGCAGGAGGGGUGGGCAAGGAGAAGAGGCUGCCUGCCUGCC